AUGGCAAAAUCUAGCAUUUCUUUGGCUCAGGAUCAGUUCAGCUGUUCAAUCUGUCUGGACCUAGUUCAGGACCCAGUGGUCAUUCCCUGUGGACACAGUUACUGUAUGAGCUGUAUUACAGGCUGCUGGGAUCAGGAUUAUCAGAAGGGAGUCUAUAGCUGCCCUCAGUGCAGACAGACCUUCACUCCAAGACCUGUUUUACGUAAAAACACCAUGCUGGCUGAAGUGCUGGAGAAACUCAAGAACACAAAACUACAAGCUGCUCAUCCUGCUCAAUGUUAUACUGGAUCUAGAGAUGUGGAGUGUGACGUCUGUACUGGGAGAAAACAUAAAGCCAUCAAGUCCUGUCUGGUGUGUCUGAACUCUUACUGUCAAAAUCAUCUUGAACAACAUGAGACUUUCUUCAGAGGUAAGAGACACAAUCUAAUGAACGCCACUGGACGACUGCAGGAUAUGAUCUGCCCUCAACAUGAGAAACUGCUGGAGAUUUACUGUCUCACUGAUCAGCACUGUAUAUGCUAUUUGUGUGCUAUGGAUGAGCACAAAACCCAUAAGACUGUAUUAGCUGCAGCAGAGAGGGCUGAGAAACAGAGACAGUUGAAGGAAACUCAAAGAAAAUUCUGCUACAAAAUCCAGGAGAGACGGAAGCAGCUUGAGGAGCUGAGAAAGGCUAUGGAGUCUCACAAGCGCUCUGCACAGGCAGCAGUGGAGGACAGUGAGAGGAUCUUUACUGAGCUGAUCCGCUCCAUUGAGAGAAGCCGCUCUGAGGUGACACAGCUGAUCAGAGAUCAGGAAAAGGCUGCAGUGAGUCGAGUUGAUGGACGACUGAAGCGACUGGAGCAGGAGAUUGAAGAUCUGAGGAGGAGAGACGCUGAGCUGGAGCAGCUUUCACACACAGACCAUUAUAUCCAUUUCCUCCAGGUAACGGAGAUCUGAAAAACAGGACAGUCGUCUUUAGGAAGCGUUUCCAGUCUCUCUGUCCCUCCUGGAUCUACAGACUCACCCAG
Sinocyclocheilus anshuiensis is the source of this 1007-nucleotide messenger RNA. Its product is annotated as E3 ubiquitin/ISG15 ligase TRIM25-like. Gene Ontology annotation, molecular function: zinc ion binding. The transcript is spliced from 4 exons. The record is from RefSeq and is a predicted model, not a curated record. NCBI's taxonomy places the organism in Eukaryota, Metazoa, Chordata, Actinopteri, Cypriniformes, Cyprinidae. The coding region runs from base 1 to 936 and encodes 311 amino acids.